Molecule: messenger RNA, 1064 nt
Organism: Malus domestica (apple)
Lineage: Eukaryota; Viridiplantae; Streptophyta; Magnoliopsida; Rosales; Rosaceae
Source: RefSeq, a predicted model, not a curated record
CCCGCCCCUCUCUCUCUCUCUCUCUCUCUCCACACACUCGUUUUCUCACAUCAUAAUAACCCAGAAACUCUCAACCAACCGCACAUACUCACACAACCUCUCUCUUUCUCUCUCUCUCCAAACUCUGACUUAGCAUUUAAGCACAUUUUGGCAAAAGGGUGAGAGAAAAUGCCAAAACCAAGCGCAUGUUUGAGGGAGUUAAGUGGAAGGGAGGCUUGGAAAUCAAAAUCAAGGAGGUGGGGUGGGGGUGGGGGUGGGGGUGGUGGUGGAAAUAACAAGUCUUUCAGUGGCGGAGUUGGGCGGUCUGAGGGAAAAGGAGGAAGCUUUCAGCAUAUGGAAGGGCUUCAAAGCAUGUAUGGCAACAACAAUGGUGGUGGCGGUGGUGGAUUUGAAACGAGGAAGAGAGUGAUGGUGGUGGUGGAUGACUCAUCACAUUCCAAGCAUGCCAUGAUGUGGGCCCUCACUCAUGUUGCCAACACGGGUGAUUUGCUUACUCUCCUCCACAUCAUCCCUUCUUGCCAUGACUUUUCCUCCUCACCAUGCCUUGCCAACUCCCUUAGCUCCCUCUGCAAGGCUUGCAAGCCUGAGGUGGAAGUGGAAGCUCUUGUGAUCCAAGGUCCAAGACUGGCCACAGUUAUAAGCCAGGUCAAGAAGCUUGAGGUUUCAGUGCUAGUGCUUGGUCAGAAGAAGCCAUCUCCCCUCAUCAGCUGCAUAUUUGGAAGCAGCAGCAGCAAAGAGUUGUUCGUGGAGCAUUGCAUAAACAAUGCAGAGUGUUUGACAAUUGGAGUGAGGAAGCAGAGCAAAGGAGUGAGUGGUUACCUUAUCAACACCAGAUGGCAGAAGGAUUUCUGGCUCUUGGCUUAAUAAGAAAGGAUUAAGGAUUAGUGCCUAAUAAGUAAUUAAGAUUGUAGAUUAGCUUUGUAAUUAUCUCCAUCUAACUAUUUACUAACUAGAUCGUCUUUCUCUCUCUGUUAACUAUUAAGUGAAAUUAGGGUAAGAGUUGACGAUGGUGUACUGAGACUUUUAUCAAGUGCAAUUGCAUUCAAUCUCUAUUUCUGAGUUAA